UUCCAUGCUCCCAAAAUGGGACAUAAAGUGGUCGUAUUUGACAUUUCUGUCGUCAGAGCCUUGUGGGAAUCUCGCGUCAAGAAGCACAAAGCUUGGCAGAAGAAGGAGGCAGAAAGACUCCAGCAGAGUGCAUUGGAAAAGAUAAAGGAAGAGUGGAAUUUCGUGGCCGAGUGCAAGAGGAAAGGCAUCCCCCAAGCCCAGUACUGCAAGAAUGGUUUCGUAGACACCAGCGUGAGGCUGCUGGAAAAGAUCGAACGCAAUUCUCUGGCGAGGCAGAGCUCGCUUUCCAAGGAGAGAGACAAAAGGCGGAGUCCGUUUGUGUUUGAACUUUCGGGGCAGCAGUGGACGGAGCUCCCAGAUUCGUUGAAGGAGCAGACCCACCUGAAAGAAUGGCAUAUAAACAACACCCUGAUUCAAAUCAUUCCUACCUAUAUUGAGCUGUUUCAAGAGAUGAGAAUUCUGGACCUACCAAAAAACCAAAUCUCAUGUCUUCCAGCAGAAAUUGGUUGUUUGAAGAACCUGAAAGAACUCAACGUGAGUUUCAACCGUCUGAAAAGCAUUCCUCCAGAACUGGGAUAUUGUGAAAAUCUGGAGAAACUGGACUUUUCUGGAAAUCUAGAAUUAACUGAGCUUCCCUUUGAAUUAAGUAAUUUGAAGCAAGUUGCAUUUGUGGAUAUCUCAGCAAACAAGUUUUCCAGUAUCCCGAUCUGUGUCCUGCGGAUGUCUGAUUUGCAGUGGCUGGAUGUCAGCAGCAAUCACCUGAAUGACCUGCCACAAGAUAUAGACAGGCUAGAGGAACUGCAGACUUUCCUCUUGUAUAAAAACAAGCUGACAUAUCUCCCUUAUGCCUUGCUGAACCUAAAGAAGCUCACCUUGAUCGUCGUCAGUGGGGACCAUUUGGUGGAGGUCCCAACUGCCCUUUGUGAUGCAUCCACACCUGUAAAAUUUGUAAGUCUUAUGGACAAUCCCAUUGAUAACACCCAAUGUCAAGAUGGCGAUGAGGUGAUGGAAAGUGAACAGGAUCGCCAACAUUUUGAUAAAGAAUUUAUGAAAGCCUAUCUUGAAGACCUUAAAGAAAGAGAAUAUGUUCCCAGCUACACCACAAAAGUAUCUUUUAGUCUUCAACUUUGAUACAUUGGAAGACUGCAAAAUCUUGCUAUCCUGUGGCACUAUAAAACUGUUAGUUAUGGAUCAUGUCAAAUAGAAAUAUUAAGGAUGAAGUCUAGGAAUGAUGGUUAUCAUUGUUAGGAAAAUUAUUUUUCAAAUUUCAAAUAAAUGAAUACCUCCUUCUUUGGACUGGAGAGCUGGUAAAUGGGUUUAUACGUUGAUAAUUACAGGUUCAUUUGAACAUAAUUCUUUCCAAGCAGUGCACAUUUAACAUUUUAGACUGCGUAUAUUAAAAAAUUAUAAUUUGAAUACCAAAUUUUGAAGCUGAUUGCAUCAAGGGAUAAAAGCGUUGUAAAAAGAGCAUUUAUAUUGGACUAAUCAGAUGAGAAUUUUUUUUAUUUUGUUAUUUUGAAAGAGUUUUAAUGAAUUAUUUCUUUUAGUAAGAAUGAUUUUCCUGCUAUUUACAUAAUUUUUAAAUUAAGCUUUGGCAAGUGAGGAAACCCUGGUGGCGUAGUGGUUAAGUGCUACAGCUGCUAACCAAAGGGUUGGCAGUUUGAAUCUGCCAGGUGCUCCUUGGAAACUCUAUGGGGCAGUUCUACUCUGUCCUAUAGGGUCGCUAUGAGUCGGAAUCGACUCGACGGCACUGGGUUUGGGUUUGACAAGUGAAGACUCCCCUUGAAGCCCUCAGGGGAGAUUUUAGUUAUAAGCUGGACCUUGAAGGUAGUAAGAAGGGCUGGAAGGUCUGCCCAUGCAUUGGACAUGAGAUGCUCAGAUGGUGUGCUGGUAGCCCUGGUCCAGGAAGUAUGGACAUGGCUGGCCACAGGAAACCUUGAAUGGCCUACGUAGAUGGCUAUCCUACUCUGAGUGGACGCCUUGAGGGUCCCGGGAUCUACCUUAGAUCAAUGAGCAGGGGCAAUGUCCUCUGGGCCCCUUCCUCCUGACUUCACCCUAAGGUGGCCAUGCAGAGUAAUGAAGAAGAUAACUAAUCUCCAGUGAUGAAGAACCCCUAGCAAGCCUUUCUUGUGGGUACCACACGUGAACUCUGCCCAUGACCAAGAUGCUGCAACCCAGAGGGAACCCAUGAGACUGUGUUUACAUUGGUGAAGACGGGAUUUAUUAUAGGCCUUUGGACUCUUUUAUUGUGAUGUAUGAGUUGGAGGAAUUGUACACAUAGCUCUAUUUUUAUACCAUUGUCUUGGGACGAAAUAAACAGGAUUGUGAUUGAUUGCCUUCAAUAUAAGCUUAAGCAAGUAGCCUUUUAUCAGUAAGGUAGAAAGAUAUGCAUACAUUCACAUAUAUUUAUAGUUGAAUUGACUACUAGAUGAUCUAGAACUUCCUGCAAUGAUCGGAACAUUCUAUAUCUACACUGUCCAGUACAGUAGCCACCAGACACCUGUAGUUCUUGAGCACUUGAAAUGUGGCUAGUGUAAUGAUGAUGAACUAAAUUUUUAAUUUUAUUUAAUUUAAACUUAAAUAGCCACAUGGCUACCAUGUUGGACAACACAGGUCCAGCCAGUCGGGUCUUUUGGAAGUUAACCUGUGGGCUAGAAAUGAAGGAUGAUUUUUUAUUUUCUUUUGUCUGAAGAUCUAGUCUGUCCCCAGAGGCAUGCCUUUAAAAAGGAUUACUUUUAACAUCCCAAUAUUUUAUCUUGGGGGGCUUAGUCAUAAUUCCGAACUCUAUCCUCAGCAGAUAUUAAACAGACAGAGCAUUCUAUAAAUCACUGACUUAUAGGAGUCAGUAGAGGAUUGCUUCAACUUAAAAACAAACUCUAAGAAGUAGGUUAAGAGAUGUAAAGAGUAGGAAAACGAGAAAGCACUUUUACUGAACCUUAAACAAUUGUAUUUUUCUUUUUAACACUUUAAAAAUGUAAUUCAAAUUUAUUAGCUAUAUUACUUGAAUAAUUGUGGAAUUUCAGUCCAUGCCAAGGUAUAUAUUAAAUAUAGUCAAACGAAAAAUAUAUCUGAAAAGGGGGUAAAUGUAGGCUUUGAUACAAAUUGGCUAUGCGUCUUUUAAGUGAAUUUUAUUUCAAUAAAAUUAGUCUUUUGUUCAAAAACCUUGCCUUGGUGAUACAAAUAAAUGAAAAAAUAUCGUAUUGAUAUGUAAUUAUUUUGUGCUAUGUGAUAUCCCCAAAUAUAUUGUUUGAAUAUGAUGCUUCUAGUGAUACUAUUUCUGUAAUUACUCAUAUAAACCUAAAAAUGCAGGACGGUUCUAAAGUAGAACGUGCAUCUUAGUGGAAAUAUCUCGUAGACAUGAAAAUUGUAAUUACAAAUUUUACAUUAUGUGUAUAGACUUGAUAAUUUGGCAAAGUCAUAACAAUGUAUGUAUGAACAUUAAAGCUGUAUGAAUGAAAGAAUAAAGUAAUUCUUAGAAGAAAAAUAA
This is a messenger RNA of Loxodonta africana (African savanna elephant), 3487 nucleotides long. RefSeq names its product leucine rich repeat containing 2 (gene LRRC2). The coding region runs from base 16 to 1131 and encodes 371 amino acids. The record is from RefSeq and is a predicted model, not a curated record. The transcript is spliced from 8 exons. Lineage: Eukaryota; Metazoa; Chordata; Mammalia; Proboscidea; Elephantidae. Gene Ontology annotation, molecular function: protein binding.